UGUGGGGUUGAUUACAUUUAAAUUUAAUUGUAAUUUGGCCCCAUUUCUAAUCUCAUCACUGUAUUUUUUUGAAAAAAAAAAAUUGGUCACAGCUGUACCACCAACAAAAAAAAAGGAAGGUGCUUUACUUGGGAAGUUUUGUUAUAGAGAAGAGACUUUGGCUAAAGAAGACAAUUUUUUUUUUCUCUCUGCAAAAUCCCAUCUGGGUAGUGUUCCAAAACCACAACAUUCGCUAAAGACACUACCUUUUCUCGUAAAAGAGCAAAAUACCCAUUCAUACAGUGCUCAGAGAAAUGCCCUUACACCCUCUUCAUCAUCAUCAUCCUUAUUCCAUACUGUUGUUGAGCUUUGUGUUUUAUCUGUGUGGACUCUUAACUUAAGCUUCAUCUUUACUCAGAAGAGCAAAGCAAGCUUCUUGAAAAGUAUAAACAGUGAGUGAUUUAGUUUAAAGGGUCUCUUUCUGAUUGACCAAAGAAAGUGGGUUUUGAUUGGUGGUGGGAUUUUGAGACAUGGCUUUCUCCCCACUCUUCUGCUGUGGAAAGGGUUUAGAUCGUAAUGAACGAAAGAAGAAGCAACCAACAUGGAGAGUCUUUUCCUUAAAGGAACUACAUGCUGCUACAAACAAUUUCAAUUAUGACAACAAAUUGGGAGAAGGUGGAUUUGGCAGUGUUUACUGGGGUCAGCUUUGGGAUGGAUCACAAAUUGCAGUGAAAAGGUUGAAAGUGUGGAGUAACAAAGCAGACAUGGAAUUUGCUGUUGAGGUUGAGAUCCUGGCACGAGUUCGGCACAAGAAUUUGCUGAGUUUAAGAGGAUAUUGUGCAGAAGGACAAGAGCGUUUAAUUAUAUAUGACUACAUGCCCAAUUUGAGCUUACUUUCUCAUCUUCAUGGACAACACUCAGCUGAAUGCCUACUUGAUUGGAACCGAAGGAUAAAUAUCGCAAUUGGGUCUGCAGAGGGAAUUGCCUAUCUUCACCACCACUCUACUCCACAUAUAAUACACCGAGAUGUCAAAGCUAGUAAUGUUCUGCUAGACUCGAACUUCGUUGCCCAAGUUGCUGAUUUUGGAUUCGCAAAGCUAAUCCCAGAUGGUGCAACUCAUGUCACCACAAGAGUUAAGGGUACCCUUGGCUACCUUGCACCAGAAUAUGCUAUGUUAGGAAAGGCAUCAGAGAGUUGUGAUGUAUACAGCUUUGGCAUUCUUCUUUUAGAGCUUGCUAGUGGCAAGAAGCCCAUUGAGAAAGUGAAUGUAACACAAAAGAGAACGAUUGUUGAUUGGGCGCUGCCAAUCGCUUGCGAGGGGAAAUUCACCGAGUUAGUGGAUCCAAAGCUGAAUGGAAAGUACGUGGAAGAUGAGCUGAAAAGGGUCAUCUUAGUUGCACUACUUUGCGCACAUACUCAGCCCGAGAGAAGACCUACUAUGCUUGAGGUGUUGGAGUUACUAAAGGGAGAAUCGAAAGAGAAAAUAGCUAAACUAGAAAAUGAUGAACUUUUCAAGAACCCCAUUCCUGCAGAUAAAAAAGAAAGCUCCACUGGAACUGCGGAAGAGACCUCGGAUGCAAUUGUGGAGGAAAAGAGGGUUAAAGAUGAAUUGAAAGUGGAAACUGAGCCUGCAAUUGUUGAACAAAUUUGAUGAAAAACAUUUAGGUGCAUAAUUUGGAUAUUUGAUGUUUUGCUUUUUUGGCUUUUUUUCAAUGGGGUUAGGUGGCAAGGCUUUACUGGGAUUUUACAUGGUAGUUGCUCUUGCUUUUGGGAAGCAUUUUUAGUGGAAAAAAAAAAUGAGUGCUGUGAAUUUGUGUUUGUGUGCUUGUUCUUUCAUUUUUCUUAUUUGUUCCAUCUUGAAUAUAUAUAUGAAUGAAAUGAAUUGAACUGUAUUAUUAUUUCC
This is a messenger RNA of Cannabis sativa, 1883 nucleotides long. RefSeq names its product PTI1-like tyrosine-protein kinase At3g15890. The record is from RefSeq and is a predicted model, not a curated record. Gene Ontology annotation, biological process: protein phosphorylation. Bases 510 to 1631 code for a protein of 373 amino acids. Gene Ontology annotation, molecular function: protein kinase activity; ATP binding. The transcript is spliced from 4 exons. NCBI's taxonomy places the organism in Eukaryota, Viridiplantae, Streptophyta, Magnoliopsida, Rosales, Cannabaceae.